AUGGCUGCAGCUCCGCCCGCAAACGCUUCCCGUUCAAACCACGCGCGACUUGCAGCACAAGCACCAUGCCGCCCUGCUUCCCGCUCGUGCGCAGCAAUGCGCGCAUCCCUUUCAAAGCGCGUGCGUCCGAAUAAGCGUCGCCGCCGCCGUUGCGUGUGCCCUCACCCCGACGCGCCGUGCCUCCCUCCCCCUUCCCCCGCUCUCCCUUGCGCGCGCCCGUCGCCGCCGCACGUAUGGACAGCGCUCGUGCCCCCGCCGCGUUCUAGUCGCGUGGCGGACGCUUCCCCGCCGCGACCCGGCUUGCAGCAGCAGCGGGAUGGGGAGCUGGGGCGCGCUGUUGUCGCCGCUGGCGGAGCGUGGCGGCGGCGGGGCGCAGGCUACACAAACUCAUAG
Chondrus crispus (carragheen) is the source of this 393-nucleotide messenger RNA. RefSeq lists its product as hypothetical. The transcript has a single exon. NCBI's taxonomy places the organism in Eukaryota, Rhodophyta, Florideophyceae, Gigartinales, Gigartinaceae. The record is from RefSeq and is a predicted model, not a curated record. The coding region runs from base 1 to 393 and encodes 130 amino acids.